AUGUCAGCCCUCACGCCCGAACAAAAGGAGCACUUCCUCCAGCAUGGCUGGGUCAAAAUCGAGAACUGCUUCACCAGAGAGCAAGCAGAGACCAUAACUUCCAACGUGUGGACUCGCCUGGGCAUGGACCCCAACGACAAAUCAACAUGGCACACCCUCCGCACCAACAUGCCCUCUCAUUUUGACUUUGACUCGUCCACCUUUGCCCCCAAGGCCUGGGCAGCCAUCUGCGAGAUUUGCGGCGGGGAGGACCGCAUCGACCCAGCAUUCAAGUACUGGAAGGACUCCCUCAUCGUCAACCUUGGAACUCCAGAAGGAGAAAACAAGCCUGUCCCUCCCGAAAACUUUCCCGAGUGGCAUGUCGAUGGGGACUUUUUCGUACACUACCUCGACAGCAGAGAGCAGGGUUUGCUUGUCACACCCCUGUUCACAGAUAUCGAGCAUCACGGUGGUGGAACCUACAUCUGCCCUCCUGCCAUCCCCAAGAUCGCAAAGCACCUGUACGAGAACCCAGCCGGUGUCUGCCCAAGAAUGGAGCCCCGUGGCGCACCAAACUUCAACCAGCAAGAGAACCUGGACUGGUUCAACAACUGCGCCAAGAGCUGUGCUGGCGAACCGGGGGCGUUUGUCGAGGCAACCGGCAAAGUGGGAGAUGUGUAUCUGAUGCACCCUCUCAUGCUCCAUGCGCCGUCGGAUAACUCGCUCAGGAGAGUGAGAAUCAUCACCAACCCACCUAUUGCGUUGAAGGAGCCGAUGAACUUUGACCGGGACAAUGAGGAGGAGUACAGUCUUGUGGAGAAGGUUACGUUGAAGGCGCUGGGGAAGGAUCGGCUGCCGGGGUGGAAGAUUACUGGGCCGAGAGAAGCAGUGACUCCGCUCAGGGUCAAAAUCCAGGAGCAGAUGAGACUGGAGGAGUUGAAGAGACUGGAGGCGUUGAAGAAGCAGGCUGAGCAGACCCAGACUGUUACUGCUGCUGCCUAA
This is a messenger RNA of Podospora bellae-mahoneyi, 981 nucleotides long. RefSeq lists its product as uncharacterized. The transcript has 2 exons. NCBI's taxonomy places the organism in Eukaryota, Fungi, Ascomycota, Sordariomycetes, Sordariales, Podosporaceae. The record is from RefSeq and is a predicted model, not a curated record. Bases 1 to 981 code for a protein of 326 amino acids.